AUGCCGAUGAACUGUACUCUCUCUUUUGAUUGUUCAUUUAUGAAUAGAACAGUGUACAAUGCACACAUCAGAACCACCAUAACAAAGGCAGAUAAAUCCGACUUAGUUCAAUCUGUCACAAUUACAGGUCAGUCAGUUAUUGCUCAAGGUCAAAUCGCGGAAUUUUCUCCACAUUUGGUUUCGUCAUAUUUCCACCCACCCAUCGCAUCCGUGCAUCCACAGCUCACCUCCAAAUUUCACCCAACCACCUACAACCAAAUUCACAUGUUUUCUGGCUGGAGAUCCACCUUGCUGCGAGCCGGCGGCCUUGCGGAAUCACUCCGCCCAUCCCUGUUCACACCUGGACUCCGGAAUCUCUCCACCGAGUCCUUGAAGCAGGUGACGACAUCCAACACAAUCAGAAAGCCCGCUCUGCCAGCCAAUCUCAAGGUGGUCUUAUGGAAAAUGUACGCGCAGUUCCACCCUCACAACACCAUCUGCUCCUUUGUUGCCGUUGUUGAAGAUCCCGAUUUCAUCAAGAACAACUCCCAUUUGAGUUACAACCAACAGGUCUUGUACUACAUGAGAUUACCCCACUACCCAAAGAUACAUCUCAGUGCUGGUAUGCUAGGCUUCCGGAAGUCUAACAGAGCCGAGUACGAGGCUGGAUACCAGGUCAGCACGAACUUCUUCAAAAUGAUCGAGGAGAAGAAGCUACUCGCGCCCAACGACAAGAUUGAGGUGAUCAUGUCAGAUUUUGGCAAGGGCCGUGAUGCUUUCAUUUCGGCUUUGAACGGUAAGGAAGGCUCUUUUGUGCGUCCUCAUGUUAGCCGUGUGACCGACGCUACGAAAUUGAAGUUCGGUGGUGUCCGGUCGAAGAAGUUGCGUCGUUUGUAG
Molecule: messenger RNA, 876 nt
Organism: Australozyma saopauloensis
Lineage: Eukaryota; Fungi; Ascomycota; Pichiomycetes; Serinales; Metschnikowiaceae
Product: mitochondrial 37S ribosomal protein YmS18
Exons: 1
Coding region: 1-876 (291 amino acids)
Biological process (GO): translation
Cellular component (GO): ribosome
Molecular function (GO): structural constituent of ribosome
Source: RefSeq, a predicted model, not a curated record